GGAGCGGGCGUGGCCUGACUCUGCGCCUGUGCCGAAUUCCGGCUGCGACUGCUGAGGGAGAAAAUGAUGCCCAGGUUGGGCUCCCCGGCCCACCGGCCGAGGAGAGGCCUGCGCUGCACACGCGCAGACCGAGCAUCCGCGUCAAGAGGCGAAGAGAGCGCGCGCUCCCCACGUCCUGCGCGCCUGGCUGCCAGGCAUUCGUCUCAGCCGUGACUCUCGCCAGGCCGGGGCUGGCGCGCGCCCACGUCUGAAGAGCGAUGCCCCGGGAGAUCAUCACCCUGCAGCUGGGCCAGUGCGGCAACCAGAUUGGGUUCGAGUUCUGGAAACAGCUGUGCGCCGAGCAUGGUAUCAGCCCCGAGGGCAUCGUGGAGGAGUUCGCCACCGAGGGCACUGACCGCAAGGACGUCUUUUUCUACCAGGCAGACGAUGAGCACUACAUCCCCCGGGCGGUGCUGCUGGACCUGGAACCCCGGGUGAUCCACUCCAUCCUCAACUCCCCCUAUGCCAAGCUCUACAAUCCAGAGAACAUCUACCUGUCGGAACAUGGAGGAGGAGCUGGCAACAACUGGGCCAGCGGAUUCUCCCAGGUGUCCAGGCGACCAUUCCAGAGACCUUUGAUAUUCCCAUCCAGAGGCAAGGGUGAGAAAAUUCAUGAAGACAUCUUUGACAUCAUAGACCGAGAAGCAGAUGGAAGUGACAGUUUAGAGCUCCAGAACAGCUCCAGAGUGAUAAAGGUACCCCAAGAAGCUAGUGCAGACUUACUCAGUGUUUCCCUACCAGGACGAGAUGAGCGACGUGGUGGUUCAGCCCUACAAUUCACUCCUGACACUCAAGAGACUGACGCAGAACGCAGACUGUGUGUGUGCCUCCCUCCACGAGACUGUAAGCCUAAUGAAGGGAAAGACGGUGCCUGUUCCUCUCUGUGGUCUCCCCAGAGCCAGGCACAGUGUAUGGCACAUGUGGUGCUGGACAACACAGCCCUGAACCGGAUUGCCACAGACCGCCUGCACAUCCAGAACCCGUCCUUCUCCCAGAUCAACCAGCUGGUGUCCACCAUCAUGUCGGCCAGCACCACCACCCUGCGCUACCCUGGCUACAUGAACAAUGACCUCAUCGGCCUCAUCGCCUCGCUCAUUCCCACCCCACGGCUCCACUUCCUCAUGACCGGCUACACCCCGCUCACUACGGACCAGUCAGUGGCCAGUGUGAGGAAGACCACGGUCCUGGAUGUCAUGAGGCGGCUGCUGCAGCCCAAGAACGUGAUGGUGUCCACAGGCCGAGACCGCCAGACCAACCACUGCUACAUCGCCAUCCUCAACAUCAUCCAGGGAGAGGUGGACCCCACCCAGGUCCACAAGAGCCUGCAGAGGAUCCGGGAACGGAAGUUGGCCAACUUCAUCCCGUGGGGCCCCGCCAGCAUCCAGGUGGCCCUGUCGAGGAAGUCUCCCUACCUGCCCUCGGCCCACCGGGUCAGCGGGCUCAUGAUGGCCAACCACACCAGCAUCUCCUCGCUCUUUGAAAGUUCCUGCCAGCAGUUUGACAAGCUGCGGAAGCGGGAUGCCUUCCUCGAGCAAUUCCGUAAGGAGGACAUGUUCAAGGACAACUUUGAUGAGAUGGACAGGUCUAGGGAGGUUGUUCAGGAGCUCAUUGAUGAGUACCAUGCGGCCACCGAGCCAGACUACAUUUCCUGGGGCACCCAGGAGCAGUGAUUUCCCUCCCCACUACUCCUUCUCCUUCUGGAUGGGAACCACAGCCUCGACCAUGCCUGCUCCCUCUGACCCAAUUUCACCUCAUGGACAACCCUUCUUGGUUCAUCUCCAGCCCAUGAGCUGGUCCUGCUUCCUCCCUUCCAUGCCCUAACUCUUAAUAUGCUUGUUCAGCUCUAAUAAAGUAAUAAAGCUUGGUUGUCAGUAUA
This is a messenger RNA of Pongo pygmaeus (Bornean orangutan), 1915 nucleotides long. It is a transcript of the gene TUBG2, whose product is annotated as tubulin gamma 2. The transcript is spliced from 12 exons. Bases 258 to 1709 code for a protein of 483 amino acids. Gene Ontology annotation, biological process: microtubule nucleation; cytoplasmic microtubule organization. NCBI's taxonomy places the organism in Eukaryota, Metazoa, Chordata, Mammalia, Primates, Hominidae. Gene Ontology annotation, molecular function: GTP binding. Gene Ontology annotation, cellular component: gamma-tubulin complex; microtubule. The record is from RefSeq and is a predicted model, not a curated record.